This is a messenger RNA of Astrephomene gubernaculifera, 2615 nucleotides long. Lineage: Eukaryota; Viridiplantae; Chlorophyta; Chlorophyceae; Chlamydomonadales; Astrephomenaceae. The record is from the annotation of a GenBank genome assembly.
AAUCAACCGAUGCAAACUGAUUGCUGAAAGAAAACGAAGGCGAAAAUGUGGCCGUGUUUAAGCUUAGAUUGGGGCUAUCCUUAACACCAGUUUCCUUGAAACGCCUGUCUCCUCGGUACUAUCAGAGAUACACGAUGGACCCGGACGUAGAGAAUAGGGCAGGCGCCCCUGAUGGUGGGCAGCCUGGUGGUAGCGAAUACCUCCACAAUUCGGGCGUAGCCCUUUACAACAUGGAUAAGCGACCCCGGCGCGAUUCUUACUGGACAAUUGCAUACGUCUCGCUCGCUGCGCUGGUCUUCUUUUGGGCUAUUCCUUGCUUCACGCAUACGGACCCGCACAGCGGCAUGUACAACCCCGGAUUUUACUACAACAGCACCAGCUGCGACAUCGAAGCGUAUCAGGCAGUGCACCCGCCAGUGUCCUUCAACGUGGACCAGACCUUCCUGCGCGCCUUUAAGAAGUCUAUCUCCAUAUGGCUUCCCAUCACGGCGGUCCUGGCAGUGCUCUCGUCAGCUCUGUACCUAGUGCUGUUCCGCCGCUUUGCCAAGGCCAUGGUUACAGCAACCAUCCUGUUCUCCGUGGGUUCGGGCUUGCUGUUCGCCCUUGUUUGCUUCUUUGUGGGCGCGAUCCCCUUUGGCGUCAUCCUGCUCAUCUUCACCAUCAUCACCGCCGUUUUCUACUGGUGGAUCCGGGCGCAGCUGCGCAUGUGCGCGGAACUCCUGGCCAUUGCUGGUCGCGGCCUGAAUGAGAACUUGGGUCUGAUCCCGGCUGCCAUCGGCAUCAAGUUGGUUGGCCUGUGCGUGCUAGUCUAUGGAGCCGCGGGAUUCUUCUCGGCUGUUAACGUGGGCCACGUGGAGAAGAUGCCCAACGUCGUGAUGCACCCUAACGGCCCGGAGAGUGCCGUCUGCUUGGACAGCAUGUACAACGUGGUACCUUGCUGCCGGUUCAAGACGGAGACCUGGGCCGGCGCCUUUGCGUUCUUCGCCUCGUGCUUCAUCUCCUGGACCGGGAUGCUUAUCAUGCAGCUUAAGCUCUACACGGUUGCAGACACCAUCUCCCAGUGGUACUUCUCGCCGUCGCUGGCAGGCAACACCUUCGGCAGCUCCUCCUCGGACGGCAUGCGGCCCGGCAGCGUACGGCUGGCGCUGGACCACUGCCUGCGCAGCUCCUUCGGCUCAGUGGCCUUUGCGGCCGCCAUCCUGGCAAUCCUGCGCAUGAUCCGCCGCUCGCUGGAGCGUGCAUCACGCAAGAACAUCAUUUGCUGCAUCAUCAACUGCGUUGCGCAGCCGCUGCUUGCGAUGAUGGAGAAGUUCACUCGCUUCGCCACCAUCGCGGCCGCCAUCACGGGCGACGCAUUCGUGCCCGCCGCCAAGUCGGUGUUCGACACUCUGAAGCGCAACUUCCUGCAGACCUACAGUGUCUGGUGGGUUCCUGAUUCGGUGCUGCAAUUCGCGGUUGGGCUGCUGUCGCUGACCUGGGCUGGCAUCGUCUUCUUCGCCACCUACGCCGCUAACAAGAACUCGGACAAUGUGUGGCCAGUCACCUUCGCCACCGCCGCCGUGGCGUUUGUCUUCAUGUUGUACGCCCUCCUCUUCGUGGCCGGUCUCCUGCUGGACGCCAUCAACACCAUCUACAUCUGCUACGCCAUGGACAAGGACCAGCGCCGCGUGACUCACCCCGAGAUCCACGCCGUGUACAGCCAGAUUCCCGGUCUCGCCGUAGAGAACCCCGAUGGCGGUGUCAUGUACGGCGAGCCCGUUCCCCAGCAGCAACCCCAGGCGACCGUGCCGCCGCCGUACCCAGGCGUCUACGCGCCGGCCCAGUACCCGCCAGCUGGCUACCCCGCGUAUCCUGCGUACCCGAGCUACCCACCGGCGGCGGCUGCCCCAGGCGCUCAGAUGCCCCCUGCUGCCUACCCGUACGCGCAGCCGCAUUACCCUGCUGUUAACCAGCAAUAAUGCUACCACCAGGGCUAAGAGGUCGUGAUGGGCACCUGGUGUUAUCUCUUCGGCUGUGCACGAGGGGACGUUUGAGAUCGGUUUUACAUGCAUUUAUCAGGCCUCGUAGAAGCCAUGAACUCGUGAGCAGCAGUUAGUCAUGUGGUAGUUCGGCCGUUUCAUCCAUGUGCAUGCAUAGCUUGAAAGCUUUUUAUACUGUCAUCCGUGCACCCGGUUUGCUAUGCUGUCCAUUAUAACGUUUCAUGCUGGUACUGAAAGAGUUUUGCAAGCGUCCACUGCUAGGGGCAAUCGACCAAGGCGGCUGGCAAUGCCGUAUGCGAGCCCAUGCCUCCAAUGAAGCCAUGACUUUGGAGGGAGUACCCACGAAGGAUUCCGAAGACACGUUGUGCUUGCUAUCUCGUACGUUAGGGUGAUGAUUCAAGUGCAGUGUGCAGCUUUAGUUGGGAGGCGUAGCAUAGUUUGGCAAUACUGUAAGUUUGCCCAUGUCCAGGCCCUGCCCCCUUGAUUAGCAUUUCCUCAACAACGACGGGCGAAUAGCGCCAGUAGCAAAGCGCAAUUGCUUAUCGCGACAUUAAUAAAUACGUCAGCUGACGUGCUGUUGGUGUACCUGUGUUUCAGCUGUUUGCAACAGCCGCUAGCCUGUAAGCAACAUCCUUG